Messenger RNA from Papaver somniferum (opium poppy), 891 nucleotides. Its product is annotated as icosanoyl-CoA 5-desaturase-like. The record is from RefSeq and is a predicted model, not a curated record. Gene Ontology annotation, cellular component: endoplasmic reticulum membrane. Gene Ontology annotation, biological process: lipid metabolic process. The coding region runs from base 1 to 891 and encodes 296 amino acids. The transcript is spliced from 4 exons. NCBI's taxonomy places the organism in Eukaryota, Viridiplantae, Streptophyta, Magnoliopsida, Ranunculales, Papaveraceae. Gene Ontology annotation, molecular function: oxidoreductase activity, acting on paired donors, with oxidation of a pair of donors resulting in the reduction of molecular oxygen to two molecules of water.
AUGGCCCUAGAAACUGGUACACAAUAUCCAAAGGAUUCAAUGCAAUUGAAAGAACAAGUUGUUUUGGAGAAAAAAGGUGACUUCUGGAAUCGUGUGAACUUGGGGACACUUAUAGUGGAACAUAUAGCGGUUUUAUUUGCUCCUUUCUAUUUCACUUGGAAUGCAUUUUGGGUGGCAAUGAUACUGUACCUAGUGACAUUAAAUCUAGGAUUCAGUCUUAAGCUCACGAAACCACUUGAAUACUUGUUUGCUUACAUCGGACUUCAUUGUGCACAGGGAGACCCUAUGUUUUGGGUAACAAAUCAUCGUUAUCACCAUCAGUUCACAGAUUCUGUUCGAGAUCCUCAUAGCCCUAUCGAGGGGUUUUGGUUCAGCCACAUAGGUUGGGCUUUGCAUAACAACUAUCUCCGAGAGAAGGUCGGAAAAUCAAACAAUGUGAUGGAUCUAAAGAAACAAUCCUACUACUGGUUCCUUAGGAGAACAGAUCUACUUCAUCUUGUUGGAUUGGCGCUUCUUUUGUACGUCUGUGGAGGGUUACCCCACCUUAUCUGGGGAAUGGGUGUUAGAAUAGUUGCUGUGCACCAUAGCACGUUCAUAGUGAAUUCACUGUGCCAUACAUGGGGGACAAGGCCAUGGAACACUGGAGAUUUAUCCAAAAACAACUGGGUGGUGGGUUUAUUAGGAUUUGGAGAAGGUUGGCACAACAACCAUCACGCCUUCCAGUUCUCCGCUCGGGUAGGGCUGGAAUGGUGGCAGCUUGACAUUCCUUGGUAUAUUAUAAAGCUACUUGAGCACCUUGGAUUAGCAACAGAUGUCAAAGUCCCUACGGAAAUUCAGAAGCUAAAAUUAUCCGUCAAAGUUCGUAAUGCAUCUACCCAACAUGAAGAGUAG